AUGGCUGUUUUAUGUGUAAACAUUUUGGGUCCUGAUGAUUUUACUAGUGAGAUAGAAAACGCAUUGGAAAAACUUCAUCAUCAUCACUGCGUUACUGACAGCAAUGAUCUUUACACUGUUGCUCUUCAAUUUCGUUUGCUUAGACAGCACGGCAUUAAGGUUUCAUGUGAUAUCUUUGAAAAAUUUAAAGAUGGUGAAGGAAAGUUCAAAGAAUCCUUAACUCAUGAUGUAAUGGGUAUGCUUAGUUUAUACGAGGCAGCACAUCUUGGCAUUCAAGGGGAAGAUAUCUUAGAUGAAGCCAUAGAUUUCACCACCACAAACCUCCAAUUACUAUUACCUCAAUUAAGUUCUGACCUCGCAAAUGAAGUUAGCCAUGCCCUCAAUCGACCCAUCCGCAAAUGUUUGCCAAGGUUAGAGGCAAGGCAUUAUAUUGAAGUCUAUAAACGGGAGAAAUCACACAAUAGUACAUUACUAAAGUUUGCGAAGUUAGAUUUCAACAGGUUACAACAACUACAUCAGAAGGAACUACGUGGCGUGGCAUCUCUGAGUAAGUGGUGGAAAAACUUAGACGUACCAACAAAGCUGCCUUAUGCAAGAGAUAGAGUGGUGGAGUGCUACUUUUGGAUGAUGGGAAUUUAUUUUGAACCCAAAUAUUCAUUUGGAAGAAGGAUGAUGACAAGAGUCGUGGCCACUUUAUCCCUACUCGAUGAUACUUAUGAUAACUAUGGUACAUGUGCAGAACUAGAGAUCCUUACCGAAGCUAUCCAGAGGUGGAAUAUUAAGGAAAAGGAAUACACUUCCAGACUGAAGCCACAAUGGCGCGACAAUGGCUAUGCUAACAAAUAUGCGUUUGAAUGGAUAUCUAAUAUCCCUAAGAUUGUUCGAGCUUCGGCUACUGUUUGCAGACUUAUGGACGAUAUAACAUCUGCAUACAGUUACAUAAAGCAACAUGGUGGUUCAAAGGAAGAGGCAGAAAAAUUGUUUCGGAAAGAGAUUAGAAAUGCAUGGAAAGACAUAAAUGAGGAGUGCCUAAAGCCAACUCCAGUUCCUAUGCCUCUGUUAGAGCGAGUUCUGAAUCUUACGCGCGCAAUGGAUGUUAUAUACAAAGAUGAAGAUGGAUACACUAAUUCUCAUGUUAUAAAAGAUUAUGUUGCUUCCCUGCUUAAAGAUCCUGCAGUUUGAGCAGGAUUAGUUAUCUUUUCUUAAAAUAUGUACAUUGGUCUUUGCGCUUUGCGAUGGGAUUGACUUACUUAGACUCGGUCUAUGUACCUACUUAUUGAAUAAAUUAAUGAAAAAUAAAUUUUUCUU
This is a messenger RNA of Jatropha curcas, 1308 nucleotides long. NCBI's taxonomy places the organism in Eukaryota, Viridiplantae, Streptophyta, Magnoliopsida, Malpighiales, Euphorbiaceae. The record is from RefSeq and is a predicted model, not a curated record.